Messenger RNA from Homarus americanus (American lobster), 11038 nucleotides. It is a transcript of the gene Usp47, whose product is annotated as ubiquitin carboxyl-terminal hydrolase 47-like. Gene Ontology annotation, biological process: protein deubiquitination. The transcript has 24 exons. NCBI's taxonomy places the organism in Eukaryota, Metazoa, Arthropoda, Malacostraca, Decapoda, Nephropidae. Gene Ontology annotation, molecular function: protein binding; cysteine-type endopeptidase activity; cysteine-type deubiquitinase activity. Bases 213 to 6419 code for a protein of 2068 amino acids. The record is from RefSeq and is a predicted model, not a curated record. Gene Ontology annotation, cellular component: nucleus; cytosol.
GGACAGUGGUGGUGCCGGCGCCGGAGACUCGCCUGUGACGUGUUUGUGCUCUUCGUGGUGUGUGUGUGUGUGUGAGAGAAAAAGAGAGAGAGAGAGAGAGUGUGAGUGUCGCUUCCCGUCCACGAUAACAACACCAGCAGUAGGAGGAACCUUGUGACCCUUGCCUGGUGUUUCCCCCGUCGCCUGCGUACUCGCCCUCCUUCACACACACUAUGUGCAAGAAGGAUGAUGGCGUCCCUACAGACCACCACCAGCAGCACCUCACCACCGCUGAACACCACCACCACCAACACACAACAGGAGCACCAACAACACAACCACAACACCACCAACAACACCAGCUCCAGCACCAGCAGCUACUACAGCAGCAGCAACAGCAGCAGGUGUCCCAGCCCAGCAAGCAGGCUGAGAGUGUAGAAGACGGUGGUGGGGGAGAUGGAGGAGGUGGAGAUGGUGGUGGGGCGGACGGCACGAGCGUAGAGGAGAAACAAGAAGUCACAACCAACCUGCAGGUGAAGGUUGACGCUCAGGCCUCCCGCACCACCACCCUCAGUGACACCCCCACCGAGACUUCCACCAAGACUACCACCAGCAAGCUGACCAAAACCACUAAGGUCAAGACAAUCAAGAUCGUCAAGAAGAAAACGACGAGCUCCUUAGUGGCCAAUGCCAUCUCUGAUCUCAGCAACAAGGCCGAAGAACCACGCAUGUUAGUUGGAGACUCUCCCAAGAAAGUCUUCAUAAAGAGGGGAAGUGAUACUCCGCCAAAGAAAAUCCCCGGAGCUCCAAAAAAGAUAGUUAAGCCCGUUAAGAGUCAAGAUUCAGUAGAGGAGCCAGAUGAAGCUACCACGGCAGCACCAGCUACAAAAAAAACAGAAGCCAUUGAUCCUAAGGGCCCACCCAAUGCUGAAAGUUCCAGUGAAACAAAAGAUGUCAAUAAUGUUAAAGAUUCUGUAUUGGUUGAAAAUUCUGUGAAAAACAAGGAGUCUGCAGAAGUGAAGGAACCAGUUGAAAGUACAAAUUGUGCUGAAACUAAAGCAUCUUGGAAGAUUAAAUCCUCCAAUAAAGCUAAAAACUCAACUGAAAUUAAGGUCUCCAUUGAAAGUAAUGACACAGUCAACACAAAGGAGGCAGCCCAGUCCCAAGAAUCAGUUGAGACUGAAGCAGUCAAACCAGAAGAACCUGCUGAAGUAAAUGAAUCUGUGUCAACUAAAGUCUCAGUUAAACCUAGUGAUUCAGUCAGGCCUAAAGACUCUACUGUAACUAAUGGUCCAGUCACACCUAAAGAUCAGGUUGAAAAGGAUGCUUCAGUCAAAUCUAAAGAUCCGCCAAAAAUUAAAUUUUCAGUUAAAUCUAAAGACCCAGUUCCAGUGGAUGAAUCAGUCAGAUCUAAAGAUUCAGUAAAAACAAAAUUUUCAGUUAGAUCCAAAGAUUCCAUCAAAACUGACUCACUCAAAUCUAAGGAUUCAGUUGAAACAGAAGAUUCAGUCAAAUCUAAAGAUUUGGUAAAAACAAAGGUUUCAGUCAGACCUAAAGACUCGGUUAAAACCAAUGAAUCAGUCAAAUCUGAAGACUCGGUUAAAAUUGAUGAAUCAGUCAGACCUAAAGACUCUUUUAAAACUGAUGAAUCAGUCAGACCUAAAGACUCAUUUAAAACUGAUGAAUCAGUCAAAUCUAAAGACUCGGUUAAAAUUGAUGAAUCAGUCAGACCUAAAGACUCUGUUAAAACUGAUGAAUCAGUCAAACCUGCUAAUGAAAGUGAUUCAGUCAAGCCUGAAGACUCCCCUGAAACAAGUGACUCAACAAAAGCAGAAGACUCUGUCCGAGCCAAGGGAUCGAUCACAACAAAAGAUUCCACCAAAAGUAAUGAUGCCAUACAAAUGUCAUCAUCAAAUGAGUCUGUAAGUUCAACAAAGGCCAAAUCAACGAAACCCAAAAAAUCUACAAAGGUUGUAAGCUCAGCAAAAACCACGGACUCUUCAAAUACUGAAGAGUCUUCAAAAGAGACAGCUUCCUCAGAAACCAGCGAGUGUUCAAAGACUGUAGAAAGUGAAAAGGUUGAUGAUUUGUCUGUCACAAGUGAUGUUGCUGAUGAUGUAGACUCUGACAAAGCAAUCGAAAAUAGUGAUUCUGUAGAUAAAGAUAUAGUGAAUGAUAUCUCUAGUUCAGGUGAAGAAACAAGCUUGGCCACCGCAAGUAACGAAAAAGUCAAAUGUCCCGAUGCUGAUUCUCUGUUAGACUCAGAACUGGAUAAUGUGAGUGUGUUUGUAAUUGUCCGUGACAUGAGUGGCCUCACUGCCACUGUAAAUAAGGUGACAAUAGUUACCCCAGCAACAUCUACAUGCGGUGAAUUGAUGCAGGAGGUGGGCCGCCGUUUCAAGUAUGAACACGACUCAUUCUCUUUGGUACUGCAGUGUUCCGAUGGUGAUCAGGUAGAAGUGGACAAGAUGGAGGCAGAACGUACUUUGGCCGAUGCCAGAUUUCAAGUGGAGGGCACCCCACGCAACAACCUCAUACUGUGUGACCUUGGUGGCCAUCCCCCUCGACGGACAGAUGAGGAUGACCUUAGCCUUGGUGCCUCGGCAUCUCCCACGGCCAACAGUACUGACAGAAAAUGGUUUGACCGAAGUAACAAUUAUGACAACUCGACAGAAUAUUCCUAUCCUUCUGCAUUAAUUAAGCAUGAAACAGGUUAUGUGGGACUGGUGAACCAGGCGAUGACGUGUUACUUGAACAGCCUCCUGCAGACACUCUACAUGACGCCAGAGUUCCGCAAUGCUCUCUACCAGUGGGAGUUUAAAGGCUCUGAGGAGGAAGCAUCCAAAAAUAUACCAUGUCAGAUACAAAGACUCUUCCUUCUCCUACAGACAACUAACAAGAGUGCUGUAGAGACAACCAACCUCACCAAGAGUUUUGGAUGGGACAGCAGUGAAGCGUGGCAGCAACACGACAUUCAAGAGCUGUGUAGAGUGAUGUUUGACGCCCUUGAACAGUGCUUCAAAAACACCCAUCAGUCCGAUCUCAUCAAUAAUCUUUAUGAAGGAAAGAUGAAGGACUAUGUGAAGUGCCUUCAGUGUUGUACCGAGGGAGCAAGAGAAGAUACCUAUUUAGAUAUUCCUCUUCCUAUUAGACCAUUUGGCUCCAGCACAGCCUACAAGAGUGUGGAAGAAGCUCUGAAGGCAUUUGUGGAGCCUGAGCUGCUCACUGGGAACAACAAAUAUAAAUGCUCAAAGUGUGAUUCUCUGUGUGACGCUCAUAAAGGUCUCAAGUUUACCCGUUUCCCGUACCUGCUUACCAUACACCUCAUGCGGUUUGACUUUGACUACCAGACACUACACAGAAUAAAACUCAAUGACAAAGUCACAUUCCCAAACAUCUUGGACUUAAAUUGCUUCGUUGAGAAUCCCAGUAAAGAGGAUGGAGCUGCAUCUGCUGCUGCUGCUGUUACCCCAGACAAACCCUCAACAGAUAAGGUUGACGAUGCUUCCACCACAGACUCUGGUUCGGCUCUUGACGUAGAAGACAGUUCUGUUGAAAAUACUUCAAAUUCCCAGCCAGAAUCUGACAAUCAGGAUGAAGAUGAGGGCAUAGAUGUAAGUAGUAUGUACAAUGAGAAAAACAAGACCUGGCUAACAAAUGGCCCUUACGUCUAUGAGCUCUUCUCUAUCAUGAUCCAUUCGGGCAGUGCCUCGGGUGGCCAUUAUUACGCUUACAUAAAGGACUUUGCGACAGGGGAGUGGUUCUGCUUCAAUGACCAGAGUGUAACCAAGAUAACAUAUGAUGACAUCAGGAAGACAUAUGGUGGCAACACGUCAAGAAGCGGCUACUACAGCUGGAGCUCAAGUGCUAAUGCUUACAUGCUCAUGUACAGACAGAUUACUAAAGACAGAAAUGUUGAUGCCUUUACCAGGGAGCAUCUCCCACAACAUAUCAAGGACUUAGUACAAAGGAUGACAGAGGAGGAAGCAGCAGAAAGAGAACAGAGGGAGCUCGAACGGUGUACGUGUCGCAUCAAACUCUUCUGCCAGACUCCAGGCCAGAGUCAGAUGGUGGAGAAGAAACUCAGAGUUCACAAGGACUCAACACUCAGGGAAACCACCAAAUUGGCCCACAAGGAGUUAGGACUAGAAAAUGUUGUUCCUCUGGAGAGAUGCCGCCUUGUUAAGUAUGAGGAAUUCCAUGACAGUUUAGAAUGUUCCUUUGAGGGUCAAGAGGAUGAGCUGAUAUCAGAAAUUCUUGGCGGUGUGCGCAGUUCUUACAAAUUUGAUCUUCUGAUGGAAAUUCGAGAUGAAGACAAAACAUUUGAAGUAUAUAAACCUGGAGGUACAACCAUAAAGGCCCAUGUGGUGAACUUAACAACAGAGGAAGUAGAGGGACCAUACAACCUGAGAGGGAGCCUCAACAUGACAGUCCGGGAACUGAAGGAACUACUCGGGCGAUCCCUGAACCUAAACCCAGACACCAUGAGAGUUGUGUUGGAGCGCUACUACAACGAUCUGAGACCGCUCACCACAGAUACCAAGACUCUCAAGAUGGAGGGUUUCUAUAGAUCAAACAAGGUAUAUAUUGAAGCAUCUGGCACUGAGCAUAACGAAUUUUUCACUGGAUCAAGUAUGUACAGCAUCCUAGACCGCUACGAGAACACCAUCACACUUUACUGCCCUCUUCCAGACACAAGCAAAGAGGCCUUAGAAGAACUACAGAUUCCGCCCUACAAAGAGGAAGAGGUAGUUUCACCAGCAGGUGAAGGCAGCAGCAGUGGUAGUUGUAAUGGCAUUACGUCCAUGACUUCUGCUGCCUCACCAGCAGACAGUGCUGCCAGUCCUGCCAGCUGCUCCAGCAAAGACAGUGGGAUUAGCAGCAAAGCUCCGACUGACUCCUCCAGUAGUGAAACUGGAAGUAGCAGCAAUAGCUCAAUUGUCAGUCCAUCCGGCCCAUGUACUUCAUCACUAUCAACCUCAUCAACUAUACCUGCAAGCAGUCCAGGAUCAUCUUCCAUGCAGGGAAGUGUUGGUGGAAUGCCUGGAGCCACGGCCACCACUCCUACGGCCUCCCCCACCACGACCAGCACCGGUAAUGGUAGUGAUGGCGAGGACGAGGGGAUUGCUGAUGCCGACAGUGGUGCCAGUUCAUCCAAUGUCAACAGUGACCAGAGUGCCAGUGAAGAUUCAUCACUCACCAGUGAUAGUGACAGAACUUUAGUGGGUGACCCGCCAGAGGAUAAAUUGUCUGAUGCAAGUAAUUCACCAGACUAUAGAAAUGUGUCAUCUCCAGAGGACAAUGGCAGAGAGACAAAGGGAGAUGAAUCGGGUUGGGGUUUACCUAUUUUCCAGGACAACGAGGUAGUCUGGGGAGAGGACGAGAGGGAAACGGAGGUCAAGCGGUAUUUCAGAGCAGAAUAUUUCACAGAAGAGGAGACCAGUCAGAAAAUGUUGAGGGUCUACGUUGAUAAAAGAAUAACAAUCGGUCAGCUCAAGACAGAGAUGCAGCAGUGGGUAGGGGUGUCUCAUGAUCACUUCAAACUCUUCAAAAUAUACUCCAACAGCCAAGAAUUUGAAUGUACGAGAAUGACAGAAACAUUAGCAUCAUACGGAGACAACACAAGAUUAAGUGUCCGGCUAGGAAGAGCGUUGCUACCCGGAGAACAGAGAGGAAAGGUUUACCUGCUGGAGCCAGACAACAUUGAUGAUCCUGCACGAUUCCUCAUUGACUGGAUUGUUUGCAAGGGUGACACAGUUGCCAGCGCAAAGAAGUCCAUCAUAAAGGAAGUAAAUGCUCGAUGUAAUAUGAGCCUCGUCACAGAGAAUGUGCGAUUAAGAAAGAAGAGUUGGAAGAACCCUCAGACAAUAUACCUCGACAAUCAGAAGUUUGACGAUGAUAUAUGUCUCUAUUCCAACUGGGAGCUCUUCCUCCAGAUUAUAGAGGGGCCAGAGAAAAGAACAAGCAGCACUGAGGAGUUAGCAAUCUUUGUGAAAAGAUGGAAGCCAUCGUCUUACACCACUGAUCCACUCACAGAGAUCAUCAUAUCCAAACCAACUGUUGAAGCCCUUAAGGAAAAGCUCACGGAAAUAUCAGGAAUAGAAGCUGAAAACAUCGAUUUUGCUAAAGGUAAAGGGACAUUCCCAUGUGACAUGUCUGUCAUGGACUUAAACAAUGACCUUGAUUGGACUCCACGCACUGGCCAGUUGGAUCAGCGACCAUUAUACAUAUUAGAUGAUGGUGCUAUGAUGUAUUUUAGGGAUAAGACAGAGAAGCUCAAAGAUCUUACGGAGGAUGAACGUCGUGAGCUUGUAAACACCGAGAACCGUCGCCUGAACCGUGACCUGCAGUACUCCUGCCCAAGUUCCUCGACUUCAGCCUACAGUACCCUGAGAUCCAAAGAAAAAGGCCUCAAGAUUUACCUGAACCAUGAUGACUAAAUAUUUUCUGAAAUACAUAGACACUGACAAAAUCAAGGGAAAUUUUUUUGUGAUACUUAUGGUGAAAAAUUGAACUUUCACUCUCCAAAAUCCUUUCAUAAUGAUUAUAUAUAUAUAUAUAUAUAUAUAUAUAUAUAUAUAUAUAUAUAUAUAUAUAUAUAUAUAUAUAUAUAUAUAUAUAUAUAUAUAUAUAUAUAUAUAUAUAUAUAUAUAUAUAUAUAUAAAACCUCUCAUGGUCAUUGCCACUUUAUACCAGUGCUUCAAAAAAUCACAAGGAUUUAUAACUUAACACUAGAGUUUACAUGUUUUGUCAUGUUUAACUAAUGUACAGUAUUAAGUGCCCCAGGAUGAGUUCAGAUGUGACAGAGAAGGCAUGACUUCUAACCCAUAUUAAUUGACACUAUGUGUCUUAAGAAUUUGAGCUCAAGAAACUCUUGAAUUGAGUUGUAUUACUUUAUUUAAUUAGGAAGAAUUAAUGAUCAUAAUAAAAUCACAUGAGUUACUUUUAAUUUAACAGUUCAUAAUGCAAUGGAAGACACAAAAUGUGUCUACCAUGCAUAAUAAACCCUUCAUUGUUGAUGGUGAUUCACCACUUAUAUCAGGUAAACCACUUUCAUAAUGCCAGAGAAACUUUGACAGGUACAUUAAAAAUGAAAACCAUAUAAAUAAAUAGAUUUUAUCAGUUAUUUCAUGAUCAUAAUUUACUUAAAUGUAAAGUAACAGCUUCAGUAUCAAAACAUAUCCAAACAAGAUAGAUUUUUCAAUACAUUUAGAACUCCUUCAAGCCUUUUCUCAUUGAACUAGGUUUGUCCAUUACAAAACACACACAUAUUCAGACCCAGCUGUAGCAUUGCUUAAAACUUGCCAAAAUCAUAAUAUGUUGCCAUUGCUUUCACUUUAGCACCAUUACAAAAAUUAACAUGAAAAUGUGCAGUGAUUUAAGGUACUUGUACUAAGUAUGAUAUCAAGGGGGUAAAUAACAAUAAUAGUUUAUUGCAAUUUACAUCCAUAGAAGGAAUGAGCGAGAAGAGUUAAAUAAGGAUGAUACAAAGGAUACUACUGUACUGUAAUAAUUACAUGGAUAAUAAAAGCAAAAGGAAAACAAAACAGGAAUAGGAAUAUAAUACAAUAUUAUUUAUUGUAACAGGAAUUUGUUAGACUUACAAGUGUGGCACACAUCAAUAGACAGGACUAAAUACUGUAGUGGAUAUCCCUUAUCCAUGGAGAUACAGGAUCACAAAGUAUAUUGUUACAUAGUGUAUUGGCUACAGUCAUAGUAAUAAAUUGUUGUGGAUAACUUACCCGGUGCUCUAUAAACAAGCUAUAAGCUAUUGUUAAGGUAUUCAGUACAUGUAUAUGAUGUGAUAGCAAUGUGAUUAUACCCAACAUAAUUUUGUAAACAGACUGGGAGGUUAAAAACACUAAGGAUUUGUAGCCUUGUUUAUAACAUAAAAAAUACUUUUCCAAUUUUCAUUUGAGGAGUAAAAGUUUUGGUCUUAGAAAAAACAUCCCCUUUAAGAUAAUCUUGUAAAGGUCUAAAUAGUUCUUUUGAAAAUUUAGUGAUAUACUGUAAUAGGAAGUGCAUGAAAUAUAAAUUGCUGGUGAAGAGAACCUGUAAAGAUAUGUUACAUUUACUGGUCAAUCAGCACUUAUCAGACUGGUUGUUAAAACUCCAUCCUUACAUCCAGUAUUAACUAUUAAAACAAGGAUGGAAGAUUACAAAGGUUUCUCAAUAUCUUAUUUGUCAUAUGCAAUAAUUCCAUUCAUUUAGAAUAUGAAAACAUUGAUAUUAUUUGCACUCCUUUACAGUUUUAAACUUUGAACUGUUGAAAUUAUUGAAUUCAUAACUUUAUAAUCAAAGAAGGAAAGAUUAUUCACCUUGUGAUUAAAAAUAAUUACGUACAAAGUAAAUUUAAAUAUCUGAACUGUCUAUUUACUAACAAAUGUACUAUUAAUAUAGACUGAAAAAUACUACAAGACAACAGUUGUCAUAGAAGUUAGUGAUACAGUACUGUAAAAAUGCAUUAUCCUUAAUAUGAACUGAAGGAAAGUUUGCCUUAUUUAAGGUCAAAUUCAAGGCCGGUUUUGCAUUGUUUCAUAUUGUCAUUUAAGCUCAUCACCUCAUUGGUGACAUGUAAAUAGUUGCAUGUAUUUUGGCAUCGUCUUGUGGUUAUAUGUGCAUGUCCCUUGUUUGAAUGAGAAAAACAGCUGGAACUGUAUUGGUGUUGUGUUGGAACUGUGGGGGUAAUGUCGAUUACUUGGGGCAGCAUUGAUGACCGUCGGCCCACCUUGUACAUACACCCAGAGUGUGAUAGACCUGUCGUCUUAUGGAGCAGCAGGCACCUUGUACAGUAAAGGAUUUUUUUUUCUGUAAAUAGUUGCCAAAGAUAUAAAUCCCAUUUUUCAAGACCAAAUUGAGUUGGUGUUUUUCACCUUUAUGGAAGUACAGUAUAAUGUGUAAGGGGUCAUUCUUAGAUGACCCCGCCCGAUUGAGCCAAUGCCUUGUACCAUACUCGUGUUUUCUCAUGUUAGUUUGUAUAUGACCCCCCAAUGGUUUCUCCUAUUUUAAUUAAAGGGGAGAUCAACAGGAAGUAUUUUUUUUUCUAUUACCUACUGAAGAUGCCAAGACUACUCUGUUGUGCAUCCUUUUAUUAAUAACUUCAUAUAAUAGUCAUGUCUUCAGGAACCCUAGUCUAUGUUCACGUAUUUGUUGCAAGUUGUCAUUUUGUCUUGUAUAUUUAUGUGCAUAUGUUAACAUUUAUUUAUUAUUUCAAAUGUUUAUCAGUUGGAGAGAUGCUCUAAGUGAAGCUUCCUUUAGUUAUACAGAAUAAUUAAAAAGAACUUGAUUGAAGAAGUAUUUUUAUUUGUGUACAGAAUAAUCCUUAAGAUGUGCUCAGUUUGAACAGAUAAUGACUACAAGUUUAUUCAUUGUCAUAUUUGUUUUGUUUAUUGACAGUAUAAAUAAUAAUGUACAACUAAGUAUCUAUUUACCCUUUUUAUCUAAAGUAUUACCAAAAAAAAUGUUAAUUUUUUUUUACAAUUCAGCCAAACUGUGGAAACAAGUUCUCAUUUAUAUAUAUGUAUGCAGUACUGUAUAUUUUUUGUUUAAUAGUUUAGUUAUUUAACAUGUGCAUUUCUGAACUGAUCCCAUUUCUUUUUCUGUGGUGGUUGGAGCUUAGUGUGGUAUAUCUCUAUUACUGUUCUUAAAUCUGGCUCUCUCCUUUGUAUUUCCUUUGGUCUGACUUUGCAAUAAAUAUACUUUUAUCACAUAAACAUUGGGUAAGGGUUCCCUAGUCCACUCCCACUUGCACAAAAACUGGAAUGCAAGGCGCAUGAAACAUACUUUGAUGUUGGCCACCGUCCCUACAGCUUACUUCAACCGAUGUUGGCCGCCAUUUAAGGGAAGAGUUAAAGAUAUAAUUCUAGAUCGUCAUGAACAUUUCUGCAAAGCUUGUCACAGCCUCUUGCAGUUGAUUUUUGGCCAAUAUGUCCUUUGAACUGGUCAUAAACACUCCCUGUAAAGUGAAACUUCUCCACAAUAUGUUUGACAAUUUUGUUUUGAGGAAUUCUUGAAUUUGGAAAUUUCUUUUCAUAUUAUCUAUUAAUGUCAACCCUUUAUUUUGUGACAAAAUUAGUGUAAAAUAAAUGGCCACUGCUGUAAAAAAAAAAUUUCAUUGUCAGCAAUACAAUAGAUAAAACUUACGACCAUUGUGAAAUAAAACCCGAAACAAAGAAAAAUCAGUACAUUAGUUACAAUGUGCCUCAUUCCAAAAGGGGCACAUCAUUGUGGCACACCAUGAAAAUUUGGUUAUCAUUAUAUGUUUCCAGUACUAUAUCUUUCUUAAUAUCUGCAGUGUUUUCCACAACAGCUGUAUUCAUUGAGACUACAGUACACAAAAUGCAUUUUUUACCAGUACCGGUAUAUGUUCCUUCACUAUUUUCUUUCCUAUCCAUCACUGGGAUCUUGUGUUAAUUAUCUAUUAAUCAUAUACUCUGUAAAUAAAUCUUAUAAGCCUUUUUUUAUUGUGAUAAUAUUGGGUGUUACUUAGAAACAACAUAAAGGGCAUCACCUUGCUAGAAUAAUGUAGUUAUUCAAAUAGGCAGAAUCACUUCGUAUACCUACAGCAUUUUCACCUUAUUUUCUAUCUUAUUUUGGCAAGUGAUUCACUGAUUUAAAAGGUAAAACUUCAUUCAUGCGUACGUAUAUAAAAAAGUACUGGGAAUAAGUGAGUUGAAAUAAAUUACUACAUGACAAGAAAUUAAGUGUUAGUUAGAAACACAUUUUGAUUUCAAGCACCUGGUUUACUCCAUAGAAGUUAUUUAAUGUCCAUGUACUUGCUCUUCAAAAAACAUCUUUUGUUUGACAUUGUACUCUUGAAACAACACAGAAAAAGUCACUAUGUAUUGUAUUUGUUCUUUUUCUGUACCUCUUGCGAUUGUGAACCAUUUGAAUAUGGCAUUUUAGGUAUUCUUGAGUACUGCAACAUACCAUUGAUGAUGUUAUACAGAUGACCAAGUUUUAACUGUUCUCCUUUGUAUUCAACAGAAAAUAAACCUACAUUGCUAAAUUGUUCAAAUACAACAUGUGUUCAGGGAGGAGUAUUAAGUAUAUAUCUAAA